Messenger RNA from Uloborus diversus, 827 nucleotides. RefSeq lists its product as uncharacterized. The transcript is spliced from 5 exons. NCBI's taxonomy places the organism in Eukaryota, Metazoa, Arthropoda, Arachnida, Araneae, Uloboridae. The record is from RefSeq and is a predicted model, not a curated record. The coding region runs from base 35 to 451 and encodes 138 amino acids.
CGGAAAGUCUCAAGAAGUAGCAGAAUCAUUUGACAUGUCUACUAGUAACUCAAGAAUAAUAAUUGGUCUGGAAGACCGACAGGGCCGAAUUAAAACAUUUUUCGAAGAAGAUGCACCCUGUUCUCACAUAGGAGAAAAUUGGGGUGGAUACAUCGUUAAGUUUAUUCGCUAUAAAAAUGGUCCAAGGAAAAACUACUCCUAUUUUGAAAAAAUUCAUUGGAGAUUUCUGGCAACUAUUUGUUUAACUUUUGCAUGGAUAGCUGUAUAUCCCAUAGCUGGAAUGCUAAUCCCGCUGCUUUUAUCUACUGGGAUGGAAAUACUACUUUACUGCCAUGAAUCCGGUUUACGAGGCAUCAUACGAGGACGAAUACGGAUCAAACUAUCGAAAAUGCGAAUACGGAUCAAACUAUCGAAAAUACAUUCCCAUUGCAAGACGAAUUUUCGUUCGUAAAAUUAAAAACGAUAUAUACUCACCUUUUGGGUUCUGUUAGCAGUUAGUUUAAUGAUUUCUACUAUUGUUUGUGUAUUAUGUCUUAAGAUGGGCUCUAACAUUAAUAAUCCUUUCAGUUGUACUUUUCGCUAUCAGACUCUAUGUUUUAUAACGAUUGUCUUGCAUCACAUGUAAAACGAAGGCUAUAUGAAGCAUAUGGAGAGGAUUUUAGAAAAUUGAAGGAGUUUAUCAUGAACCUAUAGACAGGAUUAAGAUAUGUGUAUGAUUUUUUCUUCUCAUAACUUUCAUUUUAGAUUCUGCUGUGUAACAAAUGAAUUUCCUUGACAUGUUAAUGGAUUGUGUAUAACUUAGAAGACAUUUUAAAUAAAUAUUUUAU